GGGGUACUCUCUACUCACAAACAGGAACAUCAUGUCAGAAACUGCAGACGUAAAGACGGAAGGAGAGGAGCACGGGGAAACGCAGCAAGCUGAAGAGAAGCCAGUAGAGUGUAUUCAACCUGGAGAUGGUGACCUUAGUCUGGGAUGGGACACGUUAAAGUCGGUCGAUACGGCGGAUUUGAAGAAGGAAGGCGAAUCUGACCAAGAGCAGACGGGAAGUGAGAAUGCUAAAGAAGAGACACAACAGGAAGGCACACCCAGUCUAGGAUGGGAUACAUUGAAGUCUGUUGAUAUGGAGGCUGAUUUGAAGAAAGAAGAGGAAGAGCAACAGAAAAAAGAACUAGAAACAGAGCAGAAAGAAGAGCAAGAAAAGAAGAGAGAGGAAGAAGAGAAAAAGAGAAAGGAAGAGGAACAACAUAGAAAGGAAGAAGAAGAAAGGAAAAUGAGAGAAGAGGAACAGAGAAAGAGAGAAGAAGAGGAAAGGAUAAAGAAGGAAGAACAGAAAAAGGAAGAACAGGAGGAAAUGAAAAAGAGGCAAGAGGAAGAACAAAGAAAGAGGGAAAAAGAGGAACAGAAAAAGAGGAAAAAAGAGGAACAGAGAAAGAGGAAUCAAGAGGAACAGAGAAAGAGAGUAGAAGAGGAACAGAGGAAGAGGGAGCAAGAGGAACAGCGAAAGAGAGCAGAAGAAGAACAGACAAAGAGGGAAGAAGAGGAACAGAGAAAGAGAGCAGAAGAAGAACAGAGGAAGAGGGAAGAAGAGGAACAGAGAAAGAGAGCAGAAGAGGAACAGAAAAAGAGGGAAGAAGAGGAACAGAGAAAGAGAGCAGGAGAAGAACAGAGGAAGAGGGAAGAAGAGGAACAGAGAAAGAGAGCAGAAGAGGAACAAAGAAAGCGGGAACAAGAGGAACAGGCAAAGACGGCCGAGGAAGAAAGGAGGAAGAGGGAAGAAGAAGAAAGGAAGCGGGAUAAUGAGGCUAGACCGGAAGAAGAACAGAGAACUGCACAAGAGGCAAGAGAAGCAGAGGCACGUGAACAGAGCAGAAGGACCAACAAACAAACUAGAGCAGAAGAAGAAACAGGCGAUUCAGAGACGUCCUUGUUGCUUGGUCAAACCAGCCAAGAAAACAACAAGGGAAAUCAAGGUAUGUGCGACUGUUGUACUAUUCUCUGAAUACUUGAGAAAGCAAUGAAACUUGAUGGAUUUUGUGUGUUGAUUUUAGUUUUGCUCCAACAUUCUAUAUUUUUAGUACGCUAUUUUAGUAUACCAUGCAAAUGAGUCUUCAAUAUGAGUGUUCGUUCUUA
Corticium candelabrum is the source of this 1302-nucleotide messenger RNA. RefSeq lists its product as uncharacterized. Bases 32 to 1171 code for a protein of 379 amino acids. The record is from RefSeq and is a predicted model, not a curated record. The transcript is spliced from 3 exons. Lineage: Eukaryota; Metazoa; Porifera; Homoscleromorpha; Homosclerophorida; Plakinidae.